AGCCCAGCAGAAAAGUAUCGUCAUCACUGCCAUCCCGCGAGGCAUUGUUCGAACGCCACGAUUUCGCACGCGAUCCCGUUCGUGAAAUCAGCGUCGUCGAGUCCCUCCAAAUCUCCUCCAAGGGCCAUGAACCGCGAACGAGGCGAUGCCGCCGAGCCCAUCAACAAGUCCGGCGGAGACUCCUCCUUGGCGUCCACGUCACGCUGCGGCACCCCGAUGCCGCCCCGCAAGCGGCGCUCGGCGUCCAAAAAGGAAGAUCUGGACCCGCGACGGAUCGUCCUCUCCUGGAUCAGGAAUCAGAUCGGCAGCAUCCAGCCCUGGAGGCCCUUCCUGGACACGGCGAAGCUCUCGGUCCCCAAGACUGCCCAGGAGCUCGGGCACCGGGUCCAUUCCAACCUGGAGAAGUACCGUAGCAACUACGAACUCGUCUUCGUGGCGUUCUUCGUCUGUUGCGUCUUGGCGUCGCCGGGGCUCUUCGUGGGCGUCGUCGGCUGUGCGGGACUCUGCUGGGUCCUCAAGGUGCACCAGGACGACGAGUCCGCGCCGAUUCUCAAUACGGGAGUUGUCUUGACGAAGGCGCAGCGCGCCGCAUGCGCGGCGUCCGUUGUCUUGCCCAUCCUGUACGUGGCCGAUGGCUGGACUGCGGCGGUCUGGUCCCUGGCGGCUUGCGUCCUGGUCAGUCUGCUCCACGCCGGCUUUCACGAGGCUGCCGUAAGCCAGGAGAGCCAACUCGAAGACAUACCCGAAGAAGCCGAUCUGGCGCCUUUGUAA
Molecule: messenger RNA, 771 nt
Organism: Ixodes scapularis (black-legged tick)
Lineage: Eukaryota; Metazoa; Arthropoda; Arachnida; Ixodida; Ixodidae
Product: prenylated Rab acceptor protein 1-like
Exons: 1
Coding region: 127-771 (214 amino acids)
Cellular component (GO): Golgi apparatus
Source: RefSeq, a predicted model, not a curated record